Messenger RNA from Carassius auratus (goldfish), 1899 nucleotides. RefSeq names its product runt-related transcription factor 2-like. The coding region runs from base 538 to 1899 and encodes 453 amino acids. The record is from RefSeq and is a predicted model, not a curated record. NCBI's taxonomy places the organism in Eukaryota, Metazoa, Chordata, Actinopteri, Cypriniformes, Cyprinidae. Gene Ontology annotation, biological process: chondrocyte differentiation; neuron differentiation; regulation of cell differentiation. Gene Ontology annotation, cellular component: nucleus. The transcript is spliced from 6 exons. Gene Ontology annotation, molecular function: ATP binding; RNA polymerase II cis-regulatory region sequence-specific DNA binding; DNA-binding transcription factor activity, RNA polymerase II-specific.
CCUGCCUCCUAAGACAAACCACACAGCGAGACAAAACACUGCGGCUUUCUUCUUCUCUAACCACAGCCUUCGGAAUCACCUUUUAACCCUUUAACAAAGACUCUGCAUGGAGAAAGAAAGGUUUUAAGGACUUGUGCAAAACCUCUUAACUUUCUUUUGAACUUCUUAUACGGUGGAGAGUUUAGAGACGCGCGCUGUAUCGAACUCUCUCCGCGCGAGCGCCGCGCGUAAUGCAAAGCGACUCGGUUUUAUUCCGGAUUUUGACGUUCGCUACAGCGAAGAGGAAGCUAAAUCGCAUUGUAAAUUAUGUCGGUGCUUCUCCAGAGCGCGUCCAGAAGCUCCCGUGCCUUUCUUUCCACGCGAUCCACCUGUAGCGCUCGCGCGUAAAGCCCGAGUGGAACCGAGCUUCUCCAACUUUUUUCGCAUUCUGGAAAGCGCCGAACGGAUUUCACGUAGCUAGAUCCCAUCUAUUUUGAAUCGAGAACUCAGACUUUGGUGCUGGUUUGAAGUGCCCUUACCUUUGCUGACAUUGUUGUGAUGCGCAUCCCGGUAGAUCCGAGCACCAGCCGCAGGUUCAGUCCGCCGUCCAGCAGCCUUCAGCCGGUGGCGGGGAAGAUGAGCGAUGCGCCGCAGGAGCAGAACGCGGCGCUGCCGAGACUCCGACAGCACGACAACCGGACGAUGGUGGAGAUCAUCGCGGACCACCCCGCCGAACUCGUGCGGACGGACAGCCCCAACUUUCUGUGCUCGGUGCUGCCGUCCCACUGGAGGUGCAACAAAACUCUCCCGGUGGCGUUCAAGGUUGUAGCUCUGGGAGAUGUUCCUGACGGGACGGUGGUGACAGUUAUGGCAGGAAAUGACGAGAACUAUUCGGGAGAGCUGCGAAACGCCUCGGCUGUCAUGAAGAAUCAGGUGGCACGUUUCAACGACCUGAGAUUUGUUGGCAGGAGUGGAAGAGGAAAGAGCUUCACGCUGACAAUCACAGUAUUCACGAACCCACCGCAAGUGGCUACUUACCACCGAGCCAUAAAGGUCACAGUGGACGGACCGCGGGAGCCGCGGAGACACAGACAGAAACUGGAAGACCCCCCUAAACCGCCGCUCUUCUCCGAGCGCCUGAGCGAGUUAGAGCGUUUGCGCCAGACCACCAUGAGAGUUGCCAUGCAAACCCAGAGUCCCCGGCCGUCUCUCAACGCCACGCCGAACUCCUUCAACCCGCAGGGGCAAACUCAGAUCUCAGAUCCACGGCAGACGCAGUCCUCUCCGCCCUGGUCCUACGAGCAGCCCUACACUCCUUACCUGAGCCAAAUGACAUCUCCAUCCAUCCACUCCACCACCCCGCUGUCCUCCACCCGCGCCACGGGCCUCCCCUCCAUCAGCGACGUGCCAAGACGCCUCUCAGGUACGUCGGAUCUCAGUCCGUUCUCGGCCGACCCGCGGCAGUUUGAACGUCAAUUUCCCGGUCUGUCCUCCCUCACAGACUCCCGUUUCCCCAGUCCCAGAAUGCACUAUCCCGCGACCUUCACAUACACCCCUACACCGGUCACUUCGGGCAUGUCUCUGGGCAUGUCCACCACCAGCCAUUACCACACCUACCUGCCUCCGCCGUACCCCGGAUCCACCCAAAACCAAAGCGGGCCCUUCCAGACCAGCAGCACGCCGUACCUCUACUACGGCGCCUCGUCCGGGUCGUACCAGUUCUCUAUGGUGCCAGGUGGAGAUCGAUCCCCCUCCAGGAUGCUGCCGCCUUGCACUAGCGCAUCCACCGGCAGCACACUCAUCAACCCCAACCUGCCCAAUCAGACGGACGGAGGCGAUGCGGACGGCAGCCACAGCAGCUCGCCAACCGUUCUCAACUCCAGCGGGAGGAUGGACGAGUCCGUUUGGAGACCAUACUGA